CGCCGCCAUCUUGCGUUGAGGGUCGGGGUUGGAGCUGCAGUCGCUGCCGGAGUCGGCGUGAUGCUUUUAACAACAGUGUUGCUCCGCAAGAGAAUUCCUGGAAAACAAUGGAUUGGAAAGUACAGGCGACCAAGACCAGUUACCCUUUCAAUGAAGCAAGCAAUGAUCCGAAGGCUGGAAAUUGAAGCAGAAAAUGAAUAUUGGCUGAGUCGACCUUACCUGACAAGGCAACAGGAGUACAAACAUAAUACGGAAGAGAGACGUGCAAGAUGGGAAGCUUUCAAAAGUCGGAUAAUGACCAAGUGCCCUGAGCAUAGAUACAUCAGUGAUGAUUUAAACCACUUAAAUGUGACAAAAAGGUGGACAUCUUGAAUAAUACAGCAUAUUUUUAUUUGGUGUGUAUUACACACUACAGUGGGAUCUCCUGUUGUACCUAUUAUGGUAGUUUUGUAAUUGAAUAUAGCAAUGGUGGAUGACAAAUGAGACUGGCUACAGUGCAUAAGAUCUUCCAUUAAAAGUAGUCCUACAGAACAAGUAUAUGUUUUCUUAUUACUGUCUCAGAAAAGGAAGUUCUUUUUGUGGUUCUGCUGUCUGCCCGCCUUGUGUUCUUCACUGGUUUUGCAUGAAAUAGCCUGAGUCACCAAGUACAGUGAUAAUGAUUGGAACUAAAUAUGACUUCACGAGUUUUCUUUUGAAAGCUAGGGGAACAGACCUGCUCUGUUUAAAGGGAUUGUCUGCUGAUAAUGAUCAGAUGGCUUUUGCUAUUCACACUUUUUUUCUGAAGGGAUAUUUUGUGUCCAGCGUUAUUGAAACACAAAUCACAAUACUUCAUAGUGCUCACUUCAUCAGGCAUGCAAGGACCAAGAUGAAGUAGGACUAGUUAGGUGUGUGAGACAACCUCACAAAA
Molecule: messenger RNA, 907 nt
Organism: Indicator indicator
Lineage: Eukaryota; Metazoa; Chordata; Aves; Piciformes; Indicatoridae
Gene: MRPL57
Product: mitochondrial ribosomal protein L57
Exons: 2
Coding region: 61-372 (103 amino acids)
Biological process (GO): mitochondrial translation
Cellular component (GO): mitochondrial ribosome
Molecular function (GO): structural constituent of ribosome
Source: RefSeq, a predicted model, not a curated record